AUGGCAGAGUAUGCUGCAAAAUUUGAUGCUUUGGUUCGCUAUUGUACUCACUACCAUGGUGAAUGUGGUGAAAGGGCUAAGUGCAUUAAGUUCGUGAAUGGCCUUCGUCCUGAGGUAAAGACAACAAUCAAUUAUCAAGAUAUUUAUCACUACCCGACGCUUGUCAACAAGUGUAGAAUCUAUGAUCGUGACAACCGUGCACGUGCCGCUUUCUACAAGGGGGUUGGAGGUCCUAUGCGUGCUGGAAAUUCUGGUGCUUUGGGUAGAAGUAAACCUUACUCCACUUCUACUAAGUUCCAAGGGAGUCGAUCUGUUGCUAGUGGGAGUAAGCCUUAUGUUGGGGGGUCUGUUGCGAGUGGCACAAGGAGUGUUGGAGGCUCCGUUUCUACUCCCGCGGAUCGAUGCAAGAAGUGUGGACGGCGAGGCCACAUUAGUUAUGAAUGUCCUGACAAGGAUGUUACGUGCUUCAAUUGUAAUGGAAAGGGUCAUAUCAGCUCCCAGUGUCAACAGUCGCUGAGACCACGUAUUACAGAAUUGAGUUCUCAAGUUGGGCGUCCGAAGGCUACUGGGAGAGUAUUUGCUCUUAGCGGUGCUGAAGCUGCUCGGUCAGAAAAUUUGAUACAAGAAUUGCGAGAGAAAGUGGAGGUGCGAAAGGAAUCCUACUUUAUUGAUUCUUAUUAA
Molecule: messenger RNA, 681 nt
Organism: Cajanus cajan (pigeon pea)
Lineage: Eukaryota; Viridiplantae; Streptophyta; Magnoliopsida; Fabales; Fabaceae
Source: RefSeq, a predicted model, not a curated record